Messenger RNA from Glossina fuscipes, 4692 nucleotides. RefSeq lists its product as uncharacterized. The transcript is spliced from 18 exons. NCBI's taxonomy places the organism in Eukaryota, Metazoa, Arthropoda, Insecta, Diptera, Glossinidae. The record is from RefSeq and is a predicted model, not a curated record. Gene Ontology annotation, molecular function: small GTPase binding. Gene Ontology annotation, biological process: mitotic spindle assembly checkpoint signaling; mitotic sister chromatid segregation; protein localization to kinetochore involved in kinetochore assembly. Bases 49 to 4692 code for a protein of 1547 amino acids. Gene Ontology annotation, cellular component: RZZ complex; cytoplasm; kinetochore microtubule.
GUUUAGCGCGUACACGGUGCAUCACUUUGUAAAUUGAGUACAAACAAGAUGUGGAUUAAUUUUGAAGAUUCACCCUUCGAAGAUGAAACCAUAUCGAACGCUUUCUCUUCGCGUGGCAUUUACCGUAUUACCAGCGAUAAAGAGGUACAGAUUUCUCCUCAAGUUCAAGCCAGCGUUCAAAAUCGGAAAAUGGUUUUGGCAAUUGACACCACAUUAUUUCUGUUAGAGGAUGAAACAACUGGCAAAUGCAACAUUAUAACUUUCGAGUCAAACAUCGAUUUGUUGCUCAUUUCGGCCACCGGUAAUUUAAUCUUGUGUAGCCUUAGUAAUGGAGAAGUUCAUGGCCUUUCUAUAAGUGGCCAGGUGCUGUUUAGUCCUUGCAUACAAAAGGAAGAUAUUAAUGUGACAGGAGGCCGAUCGUUUGUCAGCCUGCAACAAUUAGAUAGGAGAUAUUGUUUGGUUUGUUCAAAUGGCAGUGUUUACGGUUUUUCGGAAUUCGAUGAGGAGGCUCUCGAAGCAACUUUACAUUCAAAUAUCCCUGAAUCAGAAGUCGAAAAUGUUACCGUAGAUAUUUUAAACCAUGUUACGUUAAGCCGUUUGUUUUCCAUAAAAGGACUACAGGAAAUAAAGACUUCUUUGCUUCUUUCCCAAGGCAUAGAAGAAGCUCCUCUACUUUUAGCAGGGACCUGUGGCGCGUUUUAUCAGCGGAACUGUCAAGAAGGAUGUGUACUCCUACUUUUACCAGAAGAAUAUAAUGGCGUCAAACAUGUAUACAAUCUGGAAAAUAAGAUCAUCCUUUUAACGAAUUCUGGUCAUUUGCUUAAAUAUUGUCCUUUGAGUCAAUUGUUAAAGUUAGCAAAUGAGCAAGAUACUCAUUUAUUAAUAGAUGACCUUAUAGUUAUGGAAUGCAAUGGCAGAAACAUCGAAUUUCUAAUACUUACCAAAAGUAAUGAAAAAUCGCGCUCUAUAAAAAUGAUUGAUUAUCCCUCAUUUAAAUGUUUAAAUGAAUUAGAAGUCGGAGGUUAUGUUUGGCUAGUGCAGCAGCCCAAGUCUUCGGUAAAUCUUUAUUAUAUAAGCGGGCAGGAAAACAAUAGCAAGCAGCACCCAACUAUUUUAGAAUUAAUUAUGGUGUCAGAAACUGAUCCAAGUGAAAGAUAUAAAAAACUCAUAAAUAAAGGCUAUUUAGAAGAAGCUGAAGACUUCGGCAAAAAAUUCGAGCUGUGUUUGCAACCAAUUUAUGAAGCCACUGCUAAGCGUCUAUUGAGAACAAUAAAUGCCAUGGAUGUUAGUAAUCCUGAAGUUAUAGAGGAACAAUUUUCUACCUUGAUUAUGCUGUUCAAAAAGAUCGAAGACAAACAAUUCUUUCGCGAAGCACGUAUGUUCAGUCUGCCUUCUCGUCAUAUUUUAGAAAAAUAUUUACAAGAAAUCCUUAAAUACUUGGACAAUGAGCUGGAUGAACAAUAUAUUGUAGAAAUUAUUGAACAAUUGCAUCGUUUAAAAACCCUGGUUAUUAUUGAUCCUUAUGAAGUUAAUAGCGACUGGUUGAAAUUUGUACAUCAUCCGAAUCUUAUUAAAUAUAUAACUGGGUUGUUUAAGACGGAUAUGCCUUUAGCAUGUUUGAUAUGGAAACGUCACGCCAGCUCUCUCAUGUCACAGCUUAAUAAACAUGAACUGCGUAAACUUAUGAGUUUAAUACCACACGACACUAAACCUUUUAAUUUCUUGCAAUGGUUAAAAGUAUUUGUACCAAUUGUAUAUAACACCCAUCCAAAUGUAGUGCCUUAUAUAACGGAGUGGAGUACGCAGAAGACUCGAGCAUUGCAAUAUUCCGAUCACUGGCCAGAUAUUGGCUUAGAAUUUUGCACAAAAGUAAUGGAAGUCUUCGAGGAAAUAGAAUUUAUGCAUUCGGAUGUAAGGCGUCAGCACGAAAGAAAUAUUAACAAACUAAGAGAAUUGGUUAAUGCUUUACAGGACUUAUUUGUAUUAAAGAAAACGUACAAUUUGGUGUUCACUUUGGACAAUUAUUUGCAAGAUCGCUUAGACGAAACCGCUAAAUGUAUUCUCCGAAGGGUCCACUUAGAUAAUUUAAAAAGUUUAAUCAAUGACUUCCUUUAUCCUAUAUAUCAAGAGAAGAGCCAGUCGCCAGUUACGGCCAUUAAGUGUUACAUCUCUUUACUUGUAGCUAGCAGGAACUCUUUUAGCUGUUGGUUAGAGAGAUCUGUAGCUUGCAUAGAACUUUUGCACAAUGAAGAUGAUCGCUUAGAGUUGGCCUUAUUAAUACUACAGAACUCUCCCGUCCCUUGGCCCGACGUUGUAGCACCGCUCCUUAAAUUUCGAUAUUCUAGUCAUCCGUUGGCUUCAAAGAUCAACACUGAAUAUGAAUUACAAGUUAUUAAGUUAAUGAAAGCAAAGUAUGGUUGGCCUACUGAUAGCGGAGCAGAUGUUAAUUUGAACUUGUUUGCGUUUCGCAUCGUUAAAAUGAAUUUACCCGAUAUGUUGGAUGAUAUAUGUAUUCUAACUAGAGUUGCACCGGAGAUUGCUGUUAGCGCCAACUUUAAUUGCUGUUAUCAAUUAGUUAAAAACGGUAAAUUAGAUGUGGCGUAUGAGUUUUUCAAAAGCUUGAAGUUUAACAAUGAUUCUAAGUGUAAUUGUGAAAUGGUGGAAUUGUUUGCGAAUUUGCUUGAAAGCUCCACUUUCGUUCUUACUGAUGAUAAGUCUCUCGAAGAGCAAUGUGAAUUAAUAAAAUUUUUCAAACUAAUCGCCAAACACGCGGACCGUACAGUCCCAAAACGUUACGAAUUUGUACAAAAUAGAUAUAUUUUACUUUGCAAGUAUGGUAUAAAAACUAACGACGUUAGUGAAGUAAUGAAUAGUAAUAAUUGCUCAAAGUUUUUGGACAUGGGCAUUGAAAAUAUCAUCAAACGUAAAACAGAAAUAGAGGAUAUAUGUAAAUAUUUUAUGAUGGAAAUGCAACAAUUAUCAAAAGCCUUGAACAUGUCUAUCGUGGCAGGUAUUAAGCAAUUAUGUUGUCGUACAAAUUGUUUGGUGAUGUCUUGCGCUUUGGCCUACAAUGUUAUGCAAUUAACGGAUGAAAGUGCCUCCAGAAAUACUUCAGCUCCGCUGCUUAACGAUGUCGAUCCUUUAGCUUUUCCUUUAGCUUAUGAACUAUUGACUCAAGCCUCAUUUCAAGAAAGAAAUAAUUUAUUUGAAUUAACGGAACUAAUAAACUAUUUACGCAUUGCCAGAGAUAAUUACGCUCACAAUGCUAUCGAUGAGUUGUAUAAUGAACGAGAAAAAGAUGUUAUGAACGCGAUAUUCUUGGCUUUAAAUACCCCGAAAGGACUAGUUUACGAAACCACGCUGAAUCAAACCAAUAAUAUGAAUAUGUCGUUUGAUUUAAAACCAGAAAUUGAAAAACUGAAAAAACGUGUCUCGGUAUCGAUAUUCGAUAAAUUCGAAGAAACCCCUCAGCCCGCAAGCAAAUCUUUAGCCGAUCAUCGUGAUCACUGUCACAUAGUAAAGUUCGUAGCUCAUACUUUAUUAUUCCUCGUGCUGAAAGCUCCUUCUACUAAUCACCUAAUAUUGCAUUUAAAGAACUUAUUAACCGAAGAAGAUAAAAUUAAAAUGGACAUUGAUCAUGCCCGAGAGAGUUUUUUUUUAUCAUUAGAGCAUUUAAUUAAAACCAAAAAACAUAGAGUUUGGUAUACAAUGGCGCAGUAUUUGAUUAACUACCAGCAGCGCCACCGAUGUAAUUUAAUUAAUACUGAUUUUUUGUCAAUGCAAAUGACUCGCGUUCUAAGAAAUGAUAUGACCACUAAAAAUUGCAAUUUUUUAGAUUUAUUCGUUAUGCUUACCGCUGAUCCCCAUUCGCAUAUGUUGUUGGAAAAAUUAUCUCAAGAGGUGAGAACUAAUCAACAAAAAGUUAAUUAUCUUACUUUAGCGGAAAUGUAUAAUACCCGUUUCGGAGAAUUAAUUCAAGCGGAAGUCAUGCGCAGCAAACGUAUUAAACACUAUUAUUAUAUGGAAUUUUGCAAACAGGAUUCCACUCUCAACCACAAAUUUAAUGCUGAAAUAGACUCCAUAGAAAUGCUUUUGAAAGAAGUCCAUAAUAAACAAGUAGACGUUCAAUUAUUGGAACGGGUGAGCCGUGAUUUCAAUUUGGACUAUCAAAAACUGCUAGUUACACAGAUCAUCAGCAUUCUACAAAGCCAGGAAAUGCAAUACGAAAUAAAAACAGACAUUUUCGGCGAUGAAGAAUUAGUAAUGCUGAGCAAUGUUGAGCAAAUACGAACUCAGUGUCAACCUUAUAUUAAAAAAGUCAAAAAUACCGAUUUAUUGACUUCAGAAUUAAAGCUGUUUAUAAAAGAAAUCCAUAUAUAUUUCUAUGAAUUGUAUUUAGCCGUCAUUGAGUUACUAGUUUACUUUGAUGCUGUACCCAAAGAAAUGCAAGUAUGGAUUAGUAUUUUACAUUUUCUUAAACAUAAAAUGAUUACGCGUCGCCGCAAUCGUCCGGGACAGUGUGAAACCGAUUUAUGGUUUGAAUCCCAAAAAGAAAUUCGAGUUUUACCUAAGAUAGCGCGCUAUCGUUUGCCCUUUAUGUCAAUUUCAUUCCACGGCAGCAAAUUAAAGGUAGCCAAAAAGAGAUGUUUAUUUCGGUCUCGUGAACUCGAAACUGAAGAAGGUUCAGAUUAG